Messenger RNA from Closterium sp. Naga37s-1, 1716 nucleotides. The record is from the annotation of a GenBank genome assembly. NCBI's taxonomy places the organism in Eukaryota, Viridiplantae, Streptophyta, Zygnematophyceae, Desmidiales, Closteriaceae.
AUGGAAAGAAGAUAUUCCAGCGGACGCAAAUACCAGAGGAGUCUGAGUGAAGCUAGUGAUGCUGAUACGCCCAUUGCCAUGCCACUGCAGCAGGGGGGAGGGGACGAUGGGGAGUCGGAUAUUGGUGUGCCGAUCGCCUUUCCUAUGGAUCCCACACCUAAAAGACGAGUGGAGGGAGAAAGGGGUGCUGGUGCGGGUGGGGGUGAUGACAGUGGUGGGGAGGAGGAGGAGGAUGAGGAGGAGGGAGAGGAUGAGGAAGGGAGAGGGGGGCGUGCAAUGGAUGAGGAGAGUGAGCUGGAUGCACCCAUUGCAAUGCCGUUAGCCAUGAGAGGAGCAGGCGGGAGCAGGAGGAUUAGCGGCGACAGCAGCGGCGGCGGGAGUGGAGGUGGUGGUUGGUCGGGCAGCGGUGUUGCCGAUGCUAUCCGGGCCGGUGUGAUAGAUGAUGAUGGGAUGAGCGUUAUGUCUAGCGAGCUUGGCGCACCUAACGCCAUGCCUGUCGACGACAGCUUCGGCAGGACGCCCGAGGCUACGGACGAGGCCCGGCGGCGAGCGCCGAACCAAGGGGCUCCGGCUCAGGUUCGGGCUCUAGCCGCGGAAGGCCACCGAAGCGGAGGGCCAGGUUCGGCCCAUUCCUCCCCAAGGGGUGCAGGUCCGGGAUCGAGAGGCUCGUCAGUAGCGGGUUCGCCGAGGGAGAGAGGGAGACUGGAGGGGCAACGCUCAUCCUCUUUCAAGGUUCCUGCUCGGACCUCGAGCCUGCACUCCGAAGCAGCAGCGCAGGUUCGUCACAGCCCCGGGAAGGACACAGACCCAGCAGCAGCAGAUGGCGCACAGGUGGCGCGUGGCGGAUCCUUAUCCAGUCGCCAGGCUGGCAGCCAGGCUGGCAGCCGUGCGGGAAGCUCAGCUGGCAGUCCUAACAGCAGCGGGCGUCUUGGUGCUGCUGCUGGUGGUAGUGGUAGUGGGAGGGUGGCAGCAGGAGCAAGCAGCCUCGGUCCUGGUAGUGGUGCUUCCACCCCAACAGCUGGUUUUCUUGCUGCUUCACCUGGUGCUGCUGCAUCUGCUUCAGUCACUCCUCAUUCCAUCACACCGCUUUCAGUCACACCCAAUGGCGAAGGUGCUGGUUUUGAUGCUCCCGAGCCUGCAACACCAGUCGCCCAACCUUAUCCCGAACCUCCAACUCCCAUAGCCCAACCCGCCGCGUCUUAUGCCGAGCCUCAAACUCCCAUCGCCCAACCUGCCGGCGACUUUCCCGAACCACCAACCCCUAUUGCCCAACCUGCCGAUCGUUACGCCGAACCUCCAACACCCAUCGCCCAACCUGCCGAGCCUUAUGCCGAGGAGCCUCCAACUCCCAUCGCCCAACCUGCCGAGCCUUAUGACGAGCCUCCGACGCCGAUCGCCAAGCCUGUGUCCCCACCCAAGCCUGCUCCUGCUCCCGAACCUGUUCCCGAACCUGCUCCCAAGCCUGCUCCUGAACCUGCUCCUGCUCCGGUUAAAGCUCCUGCCCCUGCUGCUGCUUCUAGUUCGACCGGGAUUUCUGUUACAGCUGCUGAAUCGACUGUUUCAAGUGCUGCCAGUGACGCAGAGAGUGGGAGAUUGUGGGAAGACGAUGCAGCAGGGGCUAAGCGAUUGGCUGCUGCUGCUGGUGCAGGGAAGAAGAAAAAGAAAAAGUCAAGUUGGUUUAUGUGCUUUGGACCCCCUUCUGCUGUAGACAACUAG